This is a messenger RNA of Amphibalanus amphitrite, 1920 nucleotides long. RefSeq lists its product as uncharacterized. The record is from RefSeq and is a predicted model, not a curated record. NCBI's taxonomy places the organism in Eukaryota, Metazoa, Arthropoda, Thecostraca, Balanomorpha, Balanidae. The transcript is spliced from 6 exons. Bases 240 to 839 code for a protein of 199 amino acids.
GCUGCGUAUUCGCGAAUACACAACAACGAACGAGAGAACAAGGGGCUCUCUUCGGGGUGUGGGAAUUUGCGAAAGGGUUAAGGGUUCGCGGACAAUUCGCAGAGAGAGGGAGCAGGUGAAAGCAUAGUUAUGAGUGAAACCUGAAAAAGCAGCUGUUUUUCUUCUGUGCAGCACAUCCCCGAUCAAUUAUAAGGCCUCUGUCUGGGCCCUAGCCCUCUACACCAUCUGACAGCCGAGCCAUGGAGGCUGGCGGUGUGUACAACAGCACAACUGUGCCGGCCGGCGGCCGCAACAGGGGCUACCUGGACAACGUCAGCUACGCGUCGCUGAACCCGAAACGAUGUGCAAAUGUCACAAUUGUGGUGCUGGGCAUCCUGUUCUUCCUGGGCGGGCUGGCGCUCUCCCUAUACGGUGGCCUCUUCUACAUCACGGUGCGCGAGCCGCGCGAGUUCGAGAUGCCGCUGGAGCGCCACCGGCGCGAGCAGCAGAUGAUGAUCUACCAGAUCCUGUUGUUCGCCGGUAUCCCUGUGCUGGCGCUGGGGCUGAUCCUGUGGAUUGUGUACCUGUUCCGCACGGGCCGCUGUCGCUACUGUCCGCUCUGCCCGGGCGCCAGGAAACGGCGCCUCAGGAGGGACGAGUUCGAGGCCCAGCGUAUGGCGGAGGAGGACCGCAUCUCUAACGGCUACAGCACCCACCCGACCACCACGCUGCCACUAGACGAGCAGGACCGGCUCGUCAAAGCCAGCAUGGACGAAUAUGCCGGUCUGGAGGACACGGAUGCCAUGCUGGCGCCGACCUCUGCUCGGCCCAUGCUCGUGCCCAUGCAGACUACCAUCUAGCGGCAGCAAAGACUGCACCCCUGGCUGCUAAUGGGGGCCGCCUUCAGUGAAUGCCCGGCCCCCAUGGCCAGUCUGGAGGACCUGGCGUCGUGCUCUGCCGGCGCGCAGCCUCCCCGUCCGUCCAGCGCGGCGUCCGGCGGCACACUGACGCCAGAGUACGCCGACGACACGCCCACUGCGCAUGCGUCGUUCUCGACCAAUUGCAGCAGCGAGUUUCCGCGCAUCAGUCCGUCCAGAGGGCUGUACUCGGGAUUUGUUUGCAGCAGUUUAUCGAGAAAACCGCCCCUCGAGUGAUCACGUGAUCACAAGUGAUCUGAAAUGGGGGCGAUUGUUAAUGCGCGGAGUUAAUAUUUUUCGACCCGUGUGCAUUGUGUGAGGCGAAGUGUGUUUCACUGAACAUUGCCAAUUACGUGCUUAGACCAAGACAGUGGUUAAGAAGGGUUAGGGGGCUGUGCUAUUCACAGCGUGAUUAGAGAACGCUUUGUAAUUUUUGCCGGUGUUUAUUGACCUUGUGUACUAAUUUCGAGUUCACAUGAACGUUGCUGCUGAUUUUUUUAUUUCCUUUUUUGUAUUUGCUUUUCUGUAUUGCUGAUCUGAAGUAUUUGUCAGCCAUAUUCUGGCAGCUUAUCAUUUUCUAUAACUCAAGUAUAGAUCUGACCUAAGACAUCUGACAUUCUUCUUACUGUCGUGCCUUGCUCUAGUAUUCUAGCAUACCGUACAGAGUUGUAGUCCGUAACUGCCGACUUAGUUUCACGUUGUGCGAAAUGUUUAGCGCACAGAUGUACCACCGUUUGGCAGAGCAUGCCGACGUUUGCUUUGUCGCUAUCGUAGGACACGUGUGUUGCGACGCACGUGACGUGAGAAUCGUGAAAACGUAUCGACAAGCUCGUCAGGGUUUCUGGUGGAUUGAAACCCUGUUUGGAAGCGCUGAGUGCGUGUAACCAUGGAAACCGUGGUUUCACGUCACGGACAAGAGACUGUAGUUUUGCAUAUCGCUAACAACACGGUGAUAACGGGGUUAUACGCCUCUGGAGCAUAUUUUAAGGAAGAUUUACACGCAUUAAUACACUGUUCUGGCUGA